Etheostoma spectabile (orangethroat darter) is the source of this 5631-nucleotide messenger RNA. RefSeq names its product Ral GEF with PH domain and SH3 binding motif 2 (gene ralgps2). Gene Ontology annotation, cellular component: plasma membrane. Gene Ontology annotation, molecular function: guanyl-nucleotide exchange factor activity. The record is from RefSeq and is a predicted model, not a curated record. Lineage: Eukaryota; Metazoa; Chordata; Actinopteri; Perciformes; Percidae. Gene Ontology annotation, biological process: Ras protein signal transduction.
GCACUUUUUUGAGAGACGGGAGCCGACUGAUCAGUCCGACUGCCUUUUCUGCCGAAGAGGGCUGGGCGGGCUUUGCUGCAGCUGAGGAUGAUGAAUGGUCUGGUGUGCUAGAGCUAGAUGGUGUGCGAAUGAUGGACCUCCCUAAUGGCCAAUCAAGCAUCACCACCACCGCUGCAACGGUCUCUGAGAAGAGCAGCAGCUCCGAGUCUCUAAGCGAUAAGGGUUCUUCGGACCUGAAGAAGAGUUUUGAUGCUGUUGUGUUCGAUGUGCUGAAGGUCACUCCCGAAGAAUAUGCAGGCCAGAUUACACUCAUGGAUGCUCCUGUGUUCAAAGCCAUCCAGCCAGAGGAGUUGUCGAGCUGCGGCUGGAACAAGAAGGAGAAGCACAGCUCUGCUCCAAAUGUUGUGGCCUUCACUCGCAGGUUCAACCAGACGAGUUUCUGGGUGGUACGAGAGAUCCUCCAUGCUCAGACGUUGAAGAUCCGAGCGGAGGUGCUGAGUCUGUACAUUCGCACUGCCAAGAAACUAUGUGACAUGAACAACCUCCAUGCGGUCAUGGCUGUUGUGUCAGCGUUACAAAGUGCCCCCAUCUUCAGGCUUACCAAAACAUGGGCGUUACUGAGUCGGAAGGACAAGGCAACGUUUGAUCGCCUUGACUACCUGAUGUCCAAAGAAGACAACUAUAAACGUCUGAGAGACUUCAUAAGCAGCCAGAGCAUGGUCUCCUGUAUCCCAUACCUAGGGAUGUACCUGUCCGAUCUGACGUAUAUAGACUCCGCCUACCCCUCCACGGGCAGCAUACUGGAGAACGAACAGCGAUCAAACCUGAUGAACAAUAUUCUCCGAAUCAUAUCGGACCUGCAAAGAUCCUGUACCUACGAUGUGACAGUGUUGCUUCAUGUACAGAAGUAUCUGAACUCCGUCAGGUACAUCGAGGAGCUGCAGAAGUUUGUGGAGGACGACAAUUACAAGUUGUCACAGAAGAUUGAACCAGGCACCAGCACACCACGAGCAAACGCCUCCAAAGAGGAUCUAGUCGGCCAGGAAGCGUCAGCAUCUCCUCUCUGCGGCCGUAAAUGUACAGUAGCAGCUGAAGGAACCAAAGUCCCGGCCACACCGCCCUCCCCCAGGAACCUGCUGCCCUACGGACACAGGAAGUGCCACAGCCUGGGCUACAAUUUCAUCCAUAAGAUGAAUACAGUAGAGUUCAAAAGCGCUACGUUCCCCAAUGCUGGUUCUCGCCACUUGUUGGACGACAGUGUGAUGGAGAGCCACAGUCCCACCAGGGGGCAAGCAGAAAGCUCAACUCUGUCCAGUGGUAUUUCACUUGGUAGCAGCGAGGGCUCUGAGCUCAGUGAAGAGGUGUCCUGGCCAGCUUUUGAGAGGACUCGGUUCUAUCACUCUCUGGGCCCAGUCACCCGUGUGGCCCGCAUCCCCUACAGAGGAGUCCUGAGGCCCAGCAGCUCCGCGGAGUCAGAGGAGCUCGCAGUUCACUUGUACCCCGGAGCUGUCACAGUGCAGGGGGUAUUGAGACGGAAGACUGUGCUCAAGGAGGGCAAGAAACCAACAGUGGCGUCAUGGACCAAAUACUGGGUCGCUCUUUGUGGUACCCAGCUCUACUACUACACCGCCAAGUCCCUGAAGGCCACUGAGAGAAAACAUUUCAAGUCGACGUCCAGUAAGAGCGUGUGUGUAGUGGGUCUCAUGGCCAUGAUGGCUGACGAUCCCGAGCAUCCUGAUGUCUUCUUGCUGACGGAUUCCGAGCAAGGUAACACCUACAAGUACCAAACGGGGAACAGAAUGAACGCUUUGCUCUGGUUCAAACAUCUGAGCGCUGCCUGCCAGAGCAAUAGGCAACAGGUGCCAGCCAAUCUGAUGUCAUUCGAGUGACCGAUGCUGAGGAGUGUAACAGAGCAAAGGGAGAGAAGGAUGUGGAAACAGACGAGGAGGAUGAGGAGGAGUAUUGAUGACGCAGUAGUGGGAGCUUUCACUGCCAUGAGACCUGACCGCCGAUUCUCCGAUUCUAACCCCGGCCUCACCUGCCGCCACUGCCUUAACCAGUACUGUGUGUGUGUGUGUGUGUGUGUGUGUGUGUGUGUGUGUGUGUGUGUGUGUGUGUGUGUGUGUGUGUGUGUGUGUGUGUGUGUGUGCUGACUACUGAACAAGGACCUGCACCACUGCUCUUUUCUCCCAUUUGCUCUCAGUGUCUUUUGUUUUUACUGUGCAGCACUUCAGUGGAGCCAUUCGACUUCUCCUCUUCUCUCACAGACACUGUCCUCUGAUGGACAAAAAUAAUCCCCUUCUUUGUUUUUUUUAAGGGGUUAACUAUUUUCAUUUGUGUCCCCGCCAUGCUGAAACGCAAGAUUUUCAUCUUUUAAUCGGCUGGACACAAUCACAACACGCACACUCACAUCGGACUAACCCGUUGGACUUCUGGAGGGUUUGAAAACACUUCUUUACUCACUUGGUUCCUACUUGCAAUUGUUGGUCUCUUCAUUUUCUUGUGUUGGCUUGGAGUCGCAUGCUUAUUUACAUGGGCCACGCUCUCACACUCUCGCACACACACCGGCCUAUUUGAUCGUGUUGUAAGGGCUCUGAUUCGCAAUCGAUUCCAGCAGAAACAAUUUCCCCACUACCUGAAUGUGUCUAGUUUUUAUUACAGAACUCUGCCCGCCUUUUUUCCCUUAUACUCGCUAAGUGUUCUGAACGUAUGUGUGCGUGUUUGUAUAACUACAUUGGGUGACGAGGGUUGGGAGGGCAAAUAUAAUAUAAUAUUUGCUUAAAUUACAGGAAUCUCGUCUGUGUUCCACAUAGGUACGAUCAUCCCAGAAUCUAAGCUAAGACGUGUUCAUAGUUGGGUGGACGACAGUUAAUUCUUUAACAAACCUGUAUCUUUUGUUUUUCUCCAGUGUUGUCUGCUCUCUGCCAACAGACACUCGCUUUACUAGACUCACAUAUACUUAACACUAAAGACUUGAAACUGUGAAAGGGUCCAAGAGAGAUAGCAACGAGAACUCAUAAUACAUGAUUUUAUCUCCUCUGGUCUGAAGCAGACAUUCAAAGCUACCUGGAGCCAUACAGAGUCUACUUUAAAUCUUGUUAGUUUAUAUUGUUUUGUGUUCCUUUUUUUUUACCUUUUUUGGGAGGGAUGGUGCAGUUCACAGUAUUACCAUGUAGUAGAUGAUUGCACAUCAAUGUAGUUUUGUCUGUUACAUUUUUGUGUUUUACUCCCCUUUUGGAGCAGUUAUUUUGAAUAUUUUAUGUACAUGUGAAUUUAAUUUUGUCAAACCAAAUUUGCCCCUUAUUCUAUUAACCAGGACCCAGCUCUAUUUUAGGCCCUAACUGUGUUACAUCUGAUUAAGCACCUUGGUUAUAAUUAGUGCCAAGCGAUGUAACAUCACUGUUUUUCUUCAGGUUGACAAAACGUUGCAGGAGCUGCAGUGGAAUCAGAUGGAGGUAUAGGCAUGUAACAACCUGGGAUUUACAGUUUAUCACUGUGCAUCACAGAUGUUUCACGGUGUCGCAGACAGACUAUUACCGUUUGUUGUUGUUGGGAGCUUAUUGCAUCCAAUCGAACAAACAUUAACAGGAUGAUGGAGAUGACAAUGAUAGGAGGCUUUUUGCCCAAUAAUAUUCAUCAAUUUUUUUUUUUUUUUUUAAACAGCUGUUUACAUUGUAUGUUUACACAAUCUUUUGCCCAAAUCACAGUCCACUCAGUGCUCCACAUGUACUGUGUAAACCUUAGUAUUACAGUAUGUAGAAAGAAAUGUCCUGCCUAUCAGUGGGGUAUAUCAAGCUCAGAGUUAGUUUCAUGCUGUUGUUAAGGGGUGAUGGGAUGGAGAGGUGAACAAAUCCAUACUUGCAGCACUGGAUCCCCUCUAAUGUGCUUCACUCGGUCUUCUCCUGGCUAGUAUCCAGUCAAUAGUGGCACAAUGAUGUUUUUAAACUGUCCUCAACACAAUAUACAAGUCAACAAUGCAACUUUUUAGGUCAGAAAGAACCACACCAAACUGACAAUUUAGUUCCCAUAAAGAGAUGUUCAGUCCUUUGUAUAUAAUUUGACAGGAGGGCUAGUAGUGGAUGAACCUGUGGAAGAAUGAAUGAGGAAUCCAAAGACAGACAUAUAUAAUAUGUGUAUGCAUUUGUGUGCCUGUGCAUACUUGUCUAUUUUUCUAAAACAUUGUAAUUUAAUCCCUCGUGGGGUGACCAGCUACCUAAUCUUGCACGUGACUGACUGCCAGCUCAUGCCACAACUUCACGCUGGCUUGUGUUAUACUGAAAGUGUGAAGAAAAGGAUUCAUCAGCAGAUAAGAAGUGAAAAGUGGUUCUCAUCUGUGUCCAUUGUGGCCUGUGAAGUACUUUUUGCUGCACAAUGGAGCAGAGACUGUUUGAAGGGAUCCCAGAGCUGAAGCCCUAUGGAGACUGAUUAUCGCUGGUGUUUGAAUCCGAUUGGUUGGCUGGGGACAAAGUGUCUGUGAUUGAAAUGGGUGAGUCAGAAUUUUGGGUUGAAGGAGUUAGACUGUUUACCUCUGUAUAUCUACAGAUGGUGGAGCUUAACCGGCUGUCAUUUGCAAUAUGUUGACACAUUGGAGAAGUUUAACAAGAAUUGAUGCGGUCUUAAAAAAAAAAAGGACUGUAAACUGAAGGAGCUGGGAUGUAAACAAACCCAACGCAGACAGUCAACAUUACGUCACAUUUCCCUUUUUUCUAUUUACUUUAUCCGAUGUGACGAGAGAUGUAACUGAUGUUGUUUCCUGAGUUACAACUUUUAUACCUAACCAGACCCUUUUUUUUUGGGGGGGGGGCAUCUUGGAAGGUUUAUUUGAAUCAGUUUGGGUUUAACAAUCCUUUCCUCAUGAAUUACCCAGAUCAUGUUGAGCGCUUUUUGUGAGCUUUUCACUCACUGCAACCUGAGUUUACACAAUUGUCUUUGUUUUAUUAUCCUUGUUGUACAGUGUACAGAACUGUCAAAAUAUUGGAAACACGUUUCAUUUUGGGAUGUUUUGUGGUUUUAGCCGACUCAUUUCUUAGGAUUUCAAGGCCAAUCACUACUAGCAUCAUAACCACACAAUCAUCUAUUUUGGGACAAGAGUGGAAAAUUUAAAUGUCAGGCGCUCCUCAUUUAAGAUCAUUUUUGGCUAUUACAACGAAACUUGAUGCUUGAAUAUUCCCCCUUUCUGUGAUGAGUUGUUUCCUUUUUAUUGACCAUACUAUGUACAAAUGCACAAUUUGCCCUGUAUGAACUGUUUUGAGUGAAUCUGCCUUCUGAAUUCAUUAUUUUAACACUUGAGAUGAAGGUUUUGACCGGAGGAAGCAUUUUCAGUGUGGUUAUACAAUGUGUUUGUCCUCGGAUUUGGUGGAGAAGUGGAAUCAAUGUGAAUCUGGACAGGCAUCGUUCACUGUUUACCAAUGACAUCAACAACAAUAACCUUUGUUCAUGCCGCUAAAGGUGACGAGGGUGAUGUGUAGGUGACCUUUGACCUCCACCCUUUACCUGGCUCUGUGUGUGUCUGUCUCUCUCUGCCCUGUGUCAUAACUCUGGCGAGCGCUGUGACCUCACUGCUGAGUGAUGCGCUUCCUGGUGUGAAGACUGAGAACCAAUAAACACUCUGCCCUUUUUUUUUACUCCACA